Mercurialis annua (annual mercury) is the source of this 1917-nucleotide messenger RNA. Its product is annotated as methylmalonate-semialdehyde dehydrogenase [acylating], mitochondrial. The record is from RefSeq and is a predicted model, not a curated record. Gene Ontology annotation, molecular function: methylmalonate-semialdehyde dehydrogenase (acylating, NAD+) activity; malonate-semialdehyde dehydrogenase (acetylating, [NAD(P)+]) activity. The transcript is spliced from 19 exons. Gene Ontology annotation, cellular component: mitochondrion. Bases 113 to 1744 code for a protein of 543 amino acids. Gene Ontology annotation, biological process: thymine catabolic process; L-valine catabolic process. Lineage: Eukaryota; Viridiplantae; Streptophyta; Magnoliopsida; Malpighiales; Euphorbiaceae.
AAAAUCACACGGCCUGGCUUUAACUUUUUUCACUCUUCUUCUUCUUCUACUCUGUGCAAUUCGAUCACAAAAUAAAAUUAUAUUCAAAUCAUAUCAACAGCAGCAGAAAAAAAUGUUGCUUCAAUUCUCAAUUCAACGAGUGAGAAAUUUGAGGGUUUCAUUAAGACCGCAGAUUUUCGCUUUGAGAAGCUCAGAUUUUUCUACUACCGCUACUGCUCCAGCUUCUGGUACAAGCCACAGUAAAUCACUGAGGGUUCCAAAUCUUAUUGGAGGAAAAUUUGUUGAUUCGCAAUCAUCUUCGGCGAUUGAUGUGAUAAACCCCGCAACACAAGAAGUUGUAUCUCAGGUUCCUCUGACUACAAAUGAAGAGUUUAAAGCUGCUGUUUCUGCAGCAAAGAAGGCUUUUCCAUCUUGGCGUAAUACACCCGUUACGACCCGUCAACGUGUUAUGCUUAAGCUUCAAGAACUUAUUCGUAGAGACACGGAUAAGCUUGCAUUGAAUAUUACUACUGAACAAGGGAAGACUUUGAAGGAUGCUCAGGGUGAUGUGUUCCGUGGGCUUGAGGUUGUGGAACAUGCUUGUGGUAUGGGAACUCUGCAAAUGGGUGAAUACGUCCCUAAUGUGUCAAAUGGAAUUGAUACUUACAGCAUUAGAGAGCCGCUAGGUGUGUGUGCUGGGAUUUGCCCCUUCAACUUUCCGGCAAUGAUUCCCUUAUGGAUGUUUCCUGUUGCUGUAACAUGUGGAAAUACCUUUGUCUUAAAGCCAUCAGAGAAAGAUCCAGGCGCUUCUAUAAUGCUUGCAGAGCUAGCAAUGGAAGCUGGUCUUCCUGAUGGUGUCUUAAAUAUAGUUCAUGGCACCAAUGAUGUUGUUAAUGCUAUUUGUGAUGAUGACGAUAUCAGAGCUAUAUCUUUUGUUGGUUCAAAUACUGCUGGCAUGCACAUAUAUGGAAGAGCAUCCGCUAAAGGAAAACGUGUUCAGUCCAACAUGGGAGCCAAGAAUCAUGGAAUUGUCCUGCCUGAUGCGAACAUGGAUGCUACUUUGAAUGCUCUUACUGCUGCUGGUUUUGGUGCUGCUGGACAACGGUGCAUGGCUCUGAGCACAGUAGUUUUUGUGGGAGACUCAGAGGCAUGGUUAAAUAAACUGGUGGAACGUGCAAAAGCUUUGAAAGUAAAUGCCGGAACAGAGCCCGACGCAGAUCUGGGUCCAGUGAUUAGCAAAGAAGCUAAGGAACGAAUACAGAGAUUAAUUCAAAGUGGUGUGGAUAGUGGUGCCAGGCUACUGCUUGAUGGAAGAAAUAUAGUGGUUCCGGGAUAUGAGCAGGGCAAUUUUGUCGGUCCUACCAUCUUGUCAGGUGUCACAGCUGAUAUGGAGUGCUACAAGGAGGAAAUCUUUGGACCAGUUCUUCUAUGCAUGCAGGCCGAUAGCUUUGAAGAAGCCAUCAAUAUUGUCAACAAUAACAAAUAUGGUAAUGGAGCUGCCUUAUUUACUACAUCUGGUGCUGCUGCUAGGAAAUUCCAGUCUGAGAUAGAGGCUGGCCAGCUCGGCAUCAAUGUUCCUAUACCAGUUCCACUGCCAUUUUUUUCAUUCACAGGUUCUAAGGCAUCUUUUGCAGGCGAUCUUAAUUUCUACGGCAAGGCUGGAGUUAACUUUUACACCCAGAUCAAAACAAUAACUCAACAAUGGAAGGAUUUACCAGCCGGUACCGGAGUUUCUCUGGCAAUGCCAACAUCACAGAAGAUAUAGUCUGUAAUCAUUUAUACCUUGACCGUGAUCCUUCAAUAAAUCAAUGGGUUUCUUCUGCUUCUACUUGUCUUGCUGUAAAGUUUUCUUUUUAAAGAAUAUCCAAUACAACCUAUGUGUCACGUCAUUUUAAAAUCUCUCUCAAAUUUUAAAAUAUGUGGGUCCUGCAUUAAAUA